Messenger RNA from Coccomyxa subellipsoidea C-169, 1176 nucleotides. RefSeq lists its product as hypothetical. The transcript has 7 exons. Gene Ontology annotation, cellular component: GID complex; cytoplasm; nucleus. Gene Ontology annotation, biological process: proteasome-mediated ubiquitin-dependent protein catabolic process. Bases 1 to 1176 code for a protein of 391 amino acids. The record is from RefSeq and is a predicted model, not a curated record. Gene Ontology annotation, molecular function: ubiquitin protein ligase activity; protein binding. NCBI's taxonomy places the organism in Eukaryota, Viridiplantae, Chlorophyta, Trebouxiophyceae, Coccomyxaceae.
AUGUCCACAGCUGAAAACAUAGCGGCUGCCUUGAAAGACGCUGAGCGCGUUUGCAAGAAACAGAAAUUAUGUGCUUGCAAGACAGCACAGUGCAUUGAUAAGCUAGCUGAGGCGCUUCGGGCCGCUGAAUUUGAUUCACCAGACGAUGCGCUUUGCCCCGACGGUCUUCACGAGCGAUUACUCAAUCCUGCUGAAAAACUCCUGAAAGAUCUUACGGAAAGCACGAAGGACCUGCACAGUGCAGUAAAUAAGCUUGGAAAGGCUGUAGACAAAACCUUCGUCCAGGACAUAUGCGCGGCGAUCAGGCCUGUUGAUUUCGAUCAGCCCACCCUGAAUAAGGUGAUAGCAGAGCACUUCUACCAGCAGGGAAACUUCAGAGUUGGGGACGCCUUUGUCAGAGAAGCUGGUAUCGGCAAUGGCGACGCGCUCAAGAAGCCGUACAUAGCCAUGCACUCUGUGCUUAAAGAGGUGCUAGGACACAACUUGCAGCCAGCCCUGCACUGGACAGAGGAACACAAGGAAGAUCUCAGGGCCAGCAAUGGCAGCGCUGCUGUCAGCUCCUUCGAAUUCAGGCUACACCGCCUCCAGUUCCUCCACAGGCUGCAGACUGCAGGGCCCAGCCAGGCUCUGGCAUAUGCGCGGGCGCACUUUGCAAGCUUCCAGGAGACUGAAAUGGGGGAGAUACAGCGCCUGAUGGGCUGCCUGUGCUUUGUGAGACGGCCCGGAUCGUCGCCGUACUCAGACCUGAUGGCUCCGGCACAGUGGAACGAUGCUGCUCGAGAGUUUGCUCGGCAAUGCUGCGGACUGCUGGGCCAGGCAUGUGAGAGCCCUCUGCUAGUGGCAGUUGCUGCUGGCAGCAUUGCUCUGCCCACGCUCCUGAAGCUUGCCACAGUGAUGGCAGGCCAGAACCAGGACUUCCAGACGUGCACGCAGCUGCCUGUGGAGCUGGAGUUGGGGAGCGAGUUUGUGUUCCAUUCUGUCUUUGCUUGCCCCGUGUCGCGGGAGCAGAGCACAGCGGAGAACCCACCAAUGCUCUUGCCUUGCGGGCAUGUUCUGUGCAAGCAGUCCCUCCAGAAAAUUGCAAAGAGUCCUGCGCGCGCCUUCAAGUGCCCAUACUGCCCCGUGGAAGCCACGAUGAACAGCUGCCGAGCAAUCUUCUUCCCUGACGCUGAGUAA